Molecule: messenger RNA, 762 nt
Organism: Ostertagia ostertagi
Lineage: Eukaryota; Metazoa; Nematoda; Chromadorea; Rhabditida; Trichostrongylidae
Source: the annotation of a GenBank genome assembly
AUGCUACAAUUCCGUGGCACUCAAACCCUUUACAUCGAACUAUACGACGCUGCAGUCAUAAGCAAAUUGCCGAUUUGUGCAGAUGGCCAAAGCGUAUACAUUCAGAUCAAAGGCCAUCAGAUUGAUCAAGCGGCAGAAACCAUUGGCGAAAUCCGCUUUGAUACAAUUUUUAGUUUAGCUCGUCUCAUUUCAAUUUAUGAAAGUGAACGCAAUGAUGAUAGUAGACGCUUUUUGAUGACUGAUUCUAAGUUUCCAUUCAUAACUGCCACAGGAUCUCAAAAAGCAUUCACAUUCUAUAAGCAUUGUUGUGAUCAUGUGUUCCGUAGCUUGGCAUUGCAUGAUGGAUCUCUCCUUAGCUUACCCCACGAUGGCGGUACGGGUUUUCCAAUAAAUCAACUCAACGAUCUCAACAACGAAGGAGUAAAAUUCGCCAAGAUGAAUUCGUGGAAGGAAAUCGUUGCCGAAACGCAACGACAACAUACGACAUUAUUGCUGUUACCGGAUGGAUUCAGACACGUGAACUCAGCGUUCAAGCCGCAGCACAACGUCGAAAGAAAAGUAUACUACAAGUUCUAUGAAGUCAGCAGAUUCUUGGAAACAAGUUCCUCGAAUACUUGUAUUGUAGUGGGUCCAACACUGGAUGUCACUCCGCCAAAGAAAGAGUGGUGUAGAUUCGCCUCAGCUUUAGCCGCAGCGGCUCGCAAUGGAAACCAGAGUUAUCGUCCUGGCGCCACCACGUGGAGACGCGGCUUACGCCCAGAA